Messenger RNA from Aspergillus terreus NIH2624, 4047 nucleotides. RefSeq names its product xanthine dehydrogenase. The transcript is spliced from 5 exons. Gene Ontology annotation, molecular function: FAD binding; iron ion binding; 2 iron, 2 sulfur cluster binding. The coding region runs from base 1 to 4047 and encodes 1348 amino acids. The record is from RefSeq and is a predicted model, not a curated record. Lineage: Eukaryota; Fungi; Ascomycota; Eurotiomycetes; Eurotiales; Aspergillaceae.
AUGGUCCCGUCUGAGCUGCAAGCCUUCGUGGCGAAAUAUGAUGCAUCGUCAACGCUAUCCUUCUACCUCAACGGCACAAAGAUCGACCUGCACAACCCUAACCCUCGUUGGACCCUGCUCGACUUUAUCCGCUCACAGCAUGGGCUGAAGGGUACAAAGCUAGGAUGUGGCGAAGGGGGCUGCGGUGCAUGCACUGUGGUUCUACAGACUCGGGAUCAACGCCAAUCUCGUCGCAUCCGACAUUUGGCAGUGAAUGCCUGCCUGUACCCGUUAGUGGGAGUUGUUGGGAAGCAUGUAAUUACUGUUGAAGGGCUGGGGUCCGUGGAACACCCUCAUCCUCUACAAGAGCGGCUGGGAAAACUGCACGGCUCACAAUGCGGUUUCUGCACGCCGGGCAUCGUGAUGUCACUUUAUGCCAUGAUCCGAAACGCCUACGAUCCCGAAACCGGAGUCUUCAAUCUCACGGAAGACGAGAUCGAGAUGAAAGGCCAUCUGGAUGGCAAUCUAUGUCGCUGCACCGGUUACAAGCCAAUUCUCCAAGCAGCGAAAACAUUUGUGCAACACGAUCUGAAGGGUAGACUACACAUAGACCCUCUGUCGCUUGAUACAGAAAUGCCAGACGUGCCAACUGUCUCAGCGUCUAACCCUUCAAGCACUUCAUCCUGUGGACGGCCAGGCGGCUGUUGUCGCGAGACCGGUGGCUCACGAUGCUCCUCCAGCUCUCAAGCAAGUAGUCCCUCGACCAACCCUACAAGUGACGGAUCACCCGUUGCUCUCAAGUCAUCCGAUCCGCAGUUCGACUUCAUUCCUUAUACCCCGAACACAGAGCUCAUAUACCCCCCUGGUCUGGCCAAGCACACCAUGAGAACCCUCUGUUAUGGGGACGAGGGGAAGUUGUGGUUGCGCCCGGCCACGUUGAACGAGGCACUGGAAAUAUUAGCGGCAUAUCCAUCAGCGAGGCUCGUUGGCGGAGCUAGCGAAGUGCAAGUUGACAUCCGGUUCAAGGGCGUAGAAUUCCCCGUAUCAGUUUUCAUUGGAGAUAUCAAAGAGCUGGCUGAAAUAUCCAUUGUUCCAGAUGAAUCGACCGCCUGCGAGCUAGUAAUUGGGGGUAACGCUUCGCUAAGCGACAUUGAGGCGGAAUGCCAUCGACUACUUCCCAUCCUUGGAAGACGAGGAUCAGUCCUAGGUGCAACAGCUAAGGCGUUACGAUACUUUGCUGGACGACAGAUCCGGAAUGCAGCCUCGCUGGCGGGCAACAUUGCCACGGCUUCGCCAAUCUCCGACAUGAACCCAUUGCUGCUGGCGGUCAACGCUACAGUGCUCACUGAGACUGCCGCCAUGAAGACGGCUUUGUCCAUGGACUCACUGUUCUUGGGAUAUCGGAAGACAGCGUUACCAGAGGGGAGCAUCAUCACCCAGAUCCGCAUUCCUUUGCCUCCGCCAAACGUGAGAGAGAUCACGAAAUCAUACAAGCAGGCUAAACGCAAGGACGACGAUAUUGCCAUCGUGACCGCUGCAUUCCGCGUCCGCCUGGAUGAUACUGCGAAAGUGACAGAGGCGGCUCUGGCUUACGGCGGAAUGGCGCCCACUACCGUGAUAGCGAAACGUGCCACUGAGCUUCUUGUCGGGAAGACAUGGGGCGAUGGGAGCGUCUUAGAUGAAGUCCUGGAUGCUCUACUUGCUGACUUCGACCUGCCAUUUGGCGUCCCCGGCGGGAUGGCGACAUACCGACGAACGCUCACAUUGUCGCUGUUCUUCCGUUUCUGGAAUGAAGUCAUCUCCGAGUUUUCUCUGGGCCCUACAGUGGACCGAGACAUCACUGACGGAAUACACCGGAAGAUCUCUCAUGGCGCUCGAGACAACAACAAUCCAUAUGAACAACGGGUGGUCGGAAAGCAACUCCCCCAUCUAUCCGGGUUGAAGCAUACAACCGGCGAGGCCGAGUAUGUGGACGACAUGCCUCCACAGCAUCGAGAGCUAUUCGGUGCCAUGGUCCUAUCGCAAAAAGCGCAUGCAAAGAUUGUCUCCGUCGACUGGACUCCCGCUUUGGGCCCGGGUUUGGCGGUGGGAUAUGUGGAUCGGCAUAGCAUACCUCCAGAGAUGAACCGAUGGGGGUCGGUAGUGCACGAUGAGCCCUUCUUUGCAGAGGACAAGGUGUAUUCCCACGGCCAGCCUAUUGGUCUUGUGUACGCGGAGACAGCUCUUCAGGCUCAGGCUGCCGCUCGCGCCGUCAAAGUCGUCUAUGAAGAUCUACCGGCUGUCCUAACCAUCGAUGAGGCAAUCAAGGCAGAAAGCUUCUUCAACCACGGCAAGGAGUUGCGCAAAGGUGCACCGCCUGAAAGAAUGGCGGAGGUGUUUGCUACUUGUGACCGUAUAUUUACGGGGACUACUCGUAUCGGCGGACAGGAGCACUUCUAUCUGGAAACAAACGCCGCUAUGGUCAUUCCUCAUCCGGAGGACGGCUCGAUGGAUGUCUGGUCAUCCACGCAGAAUACGUAUGUAAACCCAAUGCCCUGGAGACAUGCAGGCCUAACUCCCAACAGACUGGAGACGCAAGACUUUGUCAGUCAUGUAACUGGCGUUCCUGCAAACCGCAUCAACGCUCGAGUGAAACGCAUGGGAGGAGCUUUCGGAGGGAAGGAGUCUCGUAGUGUUCAAUUGGCCGCCAUUCUUGCAGUCGCAGCCAAGAAAGAGAAGCGACCGAUGCGCGCAAUGCUGAACCGCGACGAGGACAUGAUGACCACUGGGCAGCGCCAUCCCAUCCAGUGUCGCUGGAAGAUAGGCGUGAUGAACGACGGGACCCUCGUGGCUUUGGACGCAGACUGCUAUAAUAACGCCGGAUAUUCGGUAGACAUGAGCUCGGCGGUGAUGGACCGCUGCUGCACUCAUCUUGAUAACUGUUAUCAUAUCCCCAAUGUGCACAUCCGCGCCUGGGUCUGCAAGACAAACACCCACAGCAACACUGCUUUCCGUGGGUUCGGCGGUCCACAGGCCAUGUUCAUUGCAGAAAGCUACAUGAAUGCAGUUGCGGAGGGGCUGAAUAUUCCAGUCGACGAACUGCGCCGCCGCAAUUUGUACAAAGAAGGCCAGCGGACCCCGUUCCUCCAACGCAUUGAUGAAGACUGGCAUGUCCCAUUGCUUCUUCAGCAAGUCCGUGAGGAGGCAAAGUAUGAUGAGCGCCGAAAGGCGAUCCAGGAGUUCAACGCACAGCAUCGGUGGCGCAAACGUGGAAUCUCUCUAAUCCCUACCAAGUUUGGAAUCUCUUUCGCGACAGCCUUGCAUCUGAAUCAGGCCACGGCAUCUGUUCGAAUCUACACGGACGGAUCCGUCCUUCUCAACCACGGAGGCACAGAGAUGGGCCAAGGACUAUACACUAAAAUGGUGCAAGUCGCUGCGCAGGAGCUGGGAGUUUCAUUUGAGAGUAUCUACACGCAAGACACAUCGUCCUAUCAAUCAGCAAACGCCUCCCCAACAGCUGCGUCCUCCGGCAGUGAUCUCAACGGAAUGGCAAUAAAGAAUGCUUGUGAUCAGCUCAAUGAGCGACUGCAACCCUAUCGCGAGAAGUUCGGCGCAGAUGCCCCCAUGUCUACUCUGGCCCAUGCCGCCUAUCGUGAUCGAGUAAACCUAUCUGCGACUGGUUUCUGGAAGAUGCCCACGAUUGGCUAUCAAUGGGGCAACUAUGACCCAGACACAGUCAAACCUAUGUACUUCUACUUCACUCAGGGCGCUGCUUGCACCGAAGUUGAACUCGAUCUUUUGACUGGAGAUCAUACCGUCCUCCGAACAGACAUAAAAAUGGAUGUCGGGCGAUCCAUCAAUCCUGCAAUCGACUACGGUCAGAUCGAAGGAGCCUUUGUCCAAGGCCAGGGCCUCUUCACCAUGGAGGAAAGUCUCUGGACCAAAGAGGGCCAGCUGGCAACGCGUGGACCCGGCAACUACAAGAUUCCAGGGUUCAGCGAUAUCCCCCAGGAGUUCAACGUCAUCCGGCUACAGCUGAGCGGCUCAGGCUGUCCGUGGGUGAUAAGUUACUGCAGAAAGCCGAAGUGA